AUGGCGGAGAGGGCGAAAUCUUCCCCCGGCUCUGGCUGGGGCGGAGUCUCCCUACAGCUGCCCACCUUCUCCUCCUUCCCCGCAACUUCCGCCACACCCACCCCGCAGCCCUCCGCGCAGACCCCCUCGACCGCGCUGGCGGGAAUGGCUUCCGCCUUCCAGUCGUUCGGCUCCGCCUUCCAGUCCUUCGCGGGCACCGUCGCCUCCGCCAUGCCCCCCGUGUCCCCCCAGGGGAAGGCGCAGCCCGGCGGGCGGGGCGCGGGGGGGCACGCGGACGGCGAGCGCGUGCAGGAGUUCCUGCAGGAGCUGUCCGCCAAGUCGCAGCGAGGGGUUGGGGGCGGUGAGGAGGUGUACGAUCCGGCGAUGCUGACGGACGACAAGAAGCAGUGGAAGGAGCUGCAAUCCGUGAACAGUGUACGGCUGUCGCUCCCCUUCCCCAUACCAGUGCACACAACCGACUGCUGGAAGCCGACACAUUUUGUGGUGGUGGGUGGGGCUGCACCCCAAGGCGGAUCUCAGCGCCGUGGAGGCGGCUCAGUAACUCCUCCCCCCACCCCUCCUCAUCCCUGCCCCACAGCGCAACCGACUGCUGGGAGCCGACACAUGUAUCGACCAUUUUGUGCUGGUGGGGCUGCACUGCACCCCAACGCGGAUCUCAAUAGCCCCUCAUCCCACCCUCUUUUUGUUCCUCCCCAACAGCGCAAUCGGUUGCUAGAAGCCGACACAUUCAUCGAUCACUUGGUGCUGCGCAAUCGUCUAUUGGAAGCAGACACGUUCAUAGACCACUUUGUGGUGGUGGGGCUGCACCCCGAGGCGGACCUCAGCAGCGUGGAGGCGGCCUUCGCCACACACAAGCGCGGGCAGCUCAACGGCACUGUCAGUGACUCCGUGCCGCCGCCCGCUGUGAACCUAGAUGCCCAGCUGCUGUACAAGUACCCGCCGCGCAAGAAGCUUGCUCUCUCGCCUUCCGACCUGCCAGGCUUCUGCUUCCCAAACGGUGUUGAGGCGAGGUGCAUGGAGAAGACACCGUCAAUGAAGGGCUUCCACCAGUCCAUCUACGGCCAGGCGUACCAGACGGCGGACGACAAUGCAUACGUGUUCCUCCUGGCAGUGGACGACAACGCCACGCUGUACGGCGUGUGCAUGGUGGUGCACGAGGUCGUGCAACGCCCGCCCUCCGUGCUCGCAAUGAACAACGCCCUCCACGGCCCCAAGCCCGCCGGCCUGCCCUCCAAGUACCUUGUGACCGCCCCGCGCUGCUACUGCUUCCUGACCCGUCUUCCGUUCUUCGACCUGCACUUUGAGGUGCUCAACACCAUCCUGGUGCAGGAGCGACUAGACCACAUGAAGCAGCACAUGCGGAGCAUCAACGCCAGCAGCACAUGCCAUCUCUCUUCCCACCCGUGCACCACCUCUCGACACCCGUCCACCCCUCCCUGCCACCUUUCUCUCCCCACAUCACCCCCCCACCCCUUCCCCAGCAUCCUGGUGCAGGAGCGCCUGGACCACAUGAAGCAGCACAUGCGGCGCAUCAACGCAGGGGGCAUCCAAGCCAUGCGACGGGGGGGCUUUCACAGCGACGACGACGACGAUGACGACGAUGACGAUGACGAUGGCAUGGGCAUGGGCGCGGGUGGGAAGUCAUUUCGAGGCAAGAAGAAGAAGGAGAAGGAUCCGAUGUCGUUCGCUGUGCCGGUUUCCACGCUCGCCCCGGCCCACUCCUUCUCUCGCUCGCCGUCGUCGCGGCGGCUGCAGGGCGUGAUGAAGCUGAAGGGGGAGGCGGAGCAGCAGGUGGGACGGCGGAGCUUUAAGAGCUUAAGGGGCCUGUCGAAUGUGAAGGGGCUGCAGGGGUUUAUUGCCCAGCUGCAGGCGGAGCAGCUUGGGGAGGAGGGGAAGGGGGGUGGGGAGGGGGAGGGGAUGGCGGAAGGGAGGAUUGAGGAGGGCGAGGAGGGAGAAGAGGGGGAGGAGGGGGAGGAGGGGGAGCAGAGCGGUUUUGCGGAGGGGGAGGAGGAGGGGGAGGGUGAGGGGGAGUGGGAAGGCGAGGAAGAGGGGGAUGAGGACGAGGAGAUGGAAGCGGGUGCGGCUGAGGGGAGUGAGGAGGAGGCGGGGGAGGGCGAGCAUGAGGAGCAAGAGGAGGAGGAAGCGGGAGAGGGAGAAGAAGAGGAGGAAGACGAUGAGGAUGAGGAGUUUUCUAUGAGGCAGGCAGCGCGGCGGGGCCGGCUGAUGGUACCUAAGGAGCUGCUGCAAGCACACGAGGAGGAGGCGGGGCGGGCGGGCGCCGGCGGUAUGUGGCAUUCGGACAGCGUGGGGUAUGGCAUGGGGGACGAUGAGGUGGAUGGGGAACUGAAAGAGCAUGUGAGGGAGUUGCUGGGGGAGCUUGUGGGCGGCGCCGGGGAGGACGAGGAGGAGGAGGGGGAGGGGGAGGAGGGGGAGGAGGGAGGGGAGGGAGGGGAGGGGAACGUGCACAUGGAGGGCGGGUUUACGUUCAUCGCUGGUGUGCUGAAGCGGAGUUACCGUGAUCUGGGGCGGGAGUGGAGGGAGGAGGGCGACGAGGAGAGGCAGGGCGCGGGAGGCAAGGGUGGUAAGAGCCCAAAAAGCCCCAGGAGUUCCAAGGGGCCGAGUAGCUUUAAGGGUGGCAAGAGUCCCAGGGAGGGGGGUGGGUUUGAGGAUGGCGCGGGUGGUAAGGAGGGCGGUGGAGGGGACGAGGGGAGCGGGCGGGCGCCGUCUCGACGGGUCAAGGCAGUGUCGUUUGGGGGAGUGGGUCAGGCGGAGGAGGGUGAGAAUGAUGGGGCGACGGGGGAAGGAGGAGGGGGGAAGGGAGGUGCAGGGGAGGGAGGGGAGGAGGAGAGUGGGGCAGUGGGUGUGGGGAGGGGUGGGAGGAGGAAGAAGCUGGAGCGAGUGAUGACUGUGGAGGCCGGGGAGGCGAGGAGGAGGGCGGAGAGGGAGGAGGACAGUGAGGUGGAGAAGAAGGCUCACAGAGAGAGGCAGCGCCUGGUGCGGCUGAUGACGGUGGAGAGUGGUGGAGAGGGAUGGGUGGGCGGAGAGAGAGAGGAGGACGAGGAGGAGGAGUGGGGGGAGGAGGCGGAGGACGAGGUGGAGGAGGAGGAAGAGGAAGAGGAGGAGGAAAACGAGGAGGAAGAGGAGGAGAGGAGGACAGUGGGGCGGCAGGGAAAGAAGCUGGUACGUCUGAUGACAGAGGAGGCCGGGCGAGCAGGGGGGACGGCGCGGGGUGGCGGGAAGAAGCUGGUGAGGCUGAUGACUGAAGAGGCAGGGCGAGCGAAGGGAAGGGGGGGAGGGGAAGUGGAGCAAGGAGAAGAGGAGGGAGAGGAGGGCGAGGAGCAAGUAAGGAGCGAGGUGGGCAGGAGUGGGAGGAAGAAGCUGGUCCGUUUGAUGACGGAAGAACCAGGACGAGCAAUGGGGAGAGGGGGAGGUGGGGAAGAGGAAGGUGGUGAGGAGGGAGAGGAGGGAGAGGAGGGAGAGGAGGGAGAGGAGGGCGCGGAGCAGGUAAGGAACAAAAGCACUGGCAGUGGGAGGAAGAAGCUGGUGCGUCUGAUGACAGAGGAGGCUGGGCGAGCAGGGGGGAUGGGGCGAGGUAGCGGAAAGAAGCUGGUACGGCUGAUGACUGAAGAGGCGGGGCGGGCAGCAGAGAGAGGGGAAGGUGGGGGGUGGGAGGAAGAAGAGGAAGAGGAGGUGGAGGAUGAGGAGGGAGAGGAGCAGGUAAGGAGCGAGGUGGGCAGGAGUGGGAGGAAGAAACUGGUGCGUUUGAUGACAGAGGAGGCAGGACAAGCAAGUAGGAAGGGAGCAGGUGGGGGGAAGAAGCUGGUUCGACUGAUGACUGAAGAAGUGGGGCAGGCAGGGGGGAAGGGGUCGGGUGGGGGUAAGAAGCUAGUUCGACUGAUGACUGAAGAGAAUGGGGCUUUGGGCGGGAUAGGGGAGGACGAGGAGUGGGAUGAUGAAGAAAUGGUUACGCUGUGGGAAGGGGAGGAUGAGAGCGAGGAGGAGGAGGAGGGGAGUUGGGAGGAGGAGGAGAGUGGGGAGGAGGAGCGCGAAGGCGGGCGCAUGGGGGGGGCUGGGGGGUCGUCUCUGAAGCUGCGACGCUCCAUGACUGUAGACGACGAUGAUAACCCGUUAGGCCCGUGCCCUUAUAACGAGUACGACAUGCGUGCGGGCACCGGGGGUAGCAAGGCGGCGAAGGGCGGUGGGGAUGGGGCAGGAGGUGGUGGGGGCCGUGGGGCCAUGGAGCGCAAGGCGUCGCUGAAGCUGGCUCGCAGCAUCAGUGAGGACUCCGGGUCUGAGGAGGAACUGCCAGGGUACGAGGGGGAGGGGGACGAGGAGGAGGGGGGCGGGGGGGAGAGUGAGGAGGAGGAUUCGGAGGAGGAGCAGUAUGGGGACGAGGAGGAGGAGGACGACGACGAUGCUUUCUAUCGCGGGCUCGUGGAGGGGGGGGAGGGCGAGGGGGCGGGGGGGGAGCGGGGGGAGGGGGAGGGGGAGGGGGACUGCGGGGCGGAGGCUGUGCGGCAAUGGGCCGAGGAUCAUCACAACGACGCGCUUCAAAUCGUGUGCGCGUACCACACCUCUGCAGUCCCUCCGUGCGGCCAGGCCAUGCUCUUCCACCCGCUGCCGCACCUGCUGCCGCUCGGCUUCUCCCGCAGCGAGCUGGAUAUUGACGAGCGCUGCUUCCCCGCCCACGCUGACGACUUACUCCUCAGAGAGCUCAUGCAUGCUGAGGAGGCCGCUGGGGUCGCGUGCUUCGCCGUUGCUGCUGCGUGUCGUGCUCUCAGCCUCGAUAAUGAGGCUGCUUCUCCCAUGCACGCCGAGGAGGCUGCUGGGGUGGCUUGUUUUGCUGUUGCUGCUGGGGUGGCUUGUUUUGCUGUUGCUGCUGGGGUGGCUUGUUUUGCUGUUGCUGCUGGGGUGGCUUGUUUUGCUGUUGCUGCUGGGGUGGCUUGUUUUGCUGUUGCUGCUGGGGUGGCUUGUUUUGCUGUUGCUGCUGGGGUGGCUUGUUUUGCUGUUGCUGCUGGGGUGGCUUGUUUUGCUGUUGCUGCUGGGGUGGCUUGUUUUGCUGUUGCUGCUGGGGUGGCUUGUUUUGCUGUUGCUGCUGCUUGCCGCGCUCUCAGCCUUGACAAUAUCCUCACGGUGCUAGCAGCGGUGCUGUUGGAGCGACAGAUCGUCUUCGUCUGCCCCAACCUGAGUGUGCUGUCAGCGGUGGUGCUAUCACUCAUCCCCAUGAUCCGCCCCUUCUCCUGGCAGUCCGUGCUGCUGCCGAUUCUGCCCAGCCAGCUCCUCACAUUCCUCGAUGCGCCAGUGCCCUUCCUUGUGGGCAUGCAGUACAAGACAGUGGAGCUCAAGGACCGAGCCAGCAGCAACCUCAUCCGAGUGAACAUUCCCAAGGACAAGGUGAAGGUGCCCACAUACCUGCCGCGCCUACCAGACGAGGUGGACCUGUACAGCCGCCUCGAGCCAUACCAUUCCGCCCUCGCCUCCGUGCCGCAUGCUGACAAGCGCCCCAUGUACCGCACCACUGAGGACCAGGUGGCGGCAGCAGACGGCUUUCUGAUGACGCUGAGGAGCUACAUUGACACCUUCUGCACCGACGUGCGCAUUCACACCAUCACCAGCGUCAACCAGGGUGGCCAGCGGGCCGCUUCCAAGCCCGGCGGCGUUCUCAAGGGAGUGGAAGACGCCGCGCCGCACCGCCUCUCCUCCACGUUGCCGCAGCGCGUGCCGGAGCUGGUGGACCUGCGGGAGACGAUGGAGGAGGUGGUGCCGGAGCAGCGCGCGCGACUCGCGGAGAUUAAAGCCAAGUACGGCGACAUGGUCCUGGGUGACGUCACCGUCAACAUGGCGGUGGGCGGAAUGCGCGGCAUCAAGGGCCUUCUCUGGGAGACGUCGCAGCUCGACCCGCUCCAGGGCAUCAAGUUCCGCGGGCUGUCCAUUCCUGACUGCCAGGCGCAGCUGCCCUCCGCGCUCGACGGCGGCCAGCCACUGCCCGAGGCGCUGCUCUGGUUGUUGCUCACGGGCGAGGUUCCCACGGAAGAGCAGGCGGUGUCGCUGGCCGUGGAGCUGCAGGACAGAGCGCGACUGCCAGACGCGGUGUGUCAGGUCAUAUGGUCGCUGCCCCCAUCGCUGCACCCAAUGACUCAACUCUCCAUAGCAGUGCUCGCUCUUCAACGCACCUCCAAGUUCGCAGCCGCGUACCACCGCGGCACGCACAAGCGAGACCUCUGGCGCUACGCACUAGACGACAGCCUAGAUCUGAUCGCCGCCCUGCCGGAGAUCGCCGCCCGGAUCUACAACCGCAGCUGCAAGGAGGGCGGCGCGCGGCCGGGCGUGCGGGCGGCACGGGAGGAUCUGGAUUAUGCGGGGAAUCUGGCGCACAUGAUGGGGUUCGAUGAUGAGAGGAUGGACGAGCUCUUGCGGCUGUACCUCACCAUCCACGCGGACCACGAGGGCGGCAACGUGAGCGCGCAUUCCACCCACCUGGUGGGGUCGGCGUUGUCCGACCCGUUCCUCGCCCUCUCUGCUGGCCUCAAUGGGCUCGCCGGCCCGCUGCACGGGCUGGCCAAUCAGGAGGUGCUGGGGUGGCUGCACGCGCUAAGAGCGGAAUUGGGGGAGAGACCGAGCAAGGAGCAGCUGGGGGAGCACGUGAGGCGGGGGCUGGCAGCAGGGCGGGUGGUGCCGGGGUAUGGGCAUGCUGUGCUGCGCGUGACUGACCCGCGCUACUCGUGCCACGGGAGUUCGCACGGCAGCACAUGCCGCACGACCCCAUGGGUGGUGCCGGGGUAUGGGCAUGCUGUGCUGCGAGUGACUGAUCCACUCUACUCGUGCCAGCGGGAGUUCGCAUGGCAGCACAUGGCCCACGACCCCAUGGUGCAGCUGGUAUCAGACCUGUACGAGGUGGUGCCGCCCAUUCUGAAGGAGACUGGCAAGGUGCAGAACCCCUGGCCCAACGUGGACGCGCAUAGCGGCGUGCUGCUGCAGCACCUCGGGUUAACCAAUGCCAACUUCUACACUGUGCUGUUCGGCGUCUCUCGAGCCAUGGGCGUGCUUUCUCAGCUGGUGUGGGACCGGGCCUUGGGAUUGCCGUUGGAGCGCCCCAAGAGCAUCACCAUGGACUGGAUUCAGCAACAUGCAGCAGACACGGGCUUUAUGGGCGAAGCUCACACGCACACACAUGCCGCCAAGACGGCAGCAUGA
This is a messenger RNA of Closterium sp. Naga37s-1, 7194 nucleotides long. NCBI's taxonomy places the organism in Eukaryota, Viridiplantae, Streptophyta, Zygnematophyceae, Desmidiales, Closteriaceae. The record is from the annotation of a GenBank genome assembly.